Messenger RNA from Cinara cedri, 2706 nucleotides. Lineage: Eukaryota; Metazoa; Arthropoda; Insecta; Hemiptera; Aphididae. The record is from the annotation of a GenBank genome assembly.
AGAUGAUUAUAAUUUUCAUAUUUUUGUAGACCAAUUCAAUUUUAUUCAUAUUAUCUUCACAGUUUCGUGCAACAUCUCAAUCUUGUACUAUUCUCUUUUAAAAAAAAUGGCUUUCAGGUCAUUUACCAGAAAAUUUUCCGCCGGUAGGCAAUUGCGUGCUAUUUUGGAUGAACAGUUUACUCCUGAUAAACUUAAGGCCUAUGAAAAACCAGGUAAUUGAAUUGUUCAAAAAUUUCAAUAUCACUAACAUUGAUAUUUUAACUUUUUACAAUUUUAUUGAAUUGCAGAAGUCCUUCAAGGUGUAGACUUAUGGAAGAAAAUAACUUACUUUGUUGCGUUACCUGGUGUUUUACUGGCAUCCAUUUAUAUCAUUAACGGACAUUUGGAACAUGAAAAACACACUCACCGACCAGAAUUCAUUCCAUAUGAACACUUACGCAUCAGAACCCGUGUAUGUGUUUGUUUAAAUAUUUUUUUUUAUUUAAAACGAAACAGCUUUCUUACUGAAUACUAUUCGAUUUUAUUCUUAACAUGUAUUUACAAAUACCACUUAAAAAAACAAUUUGAUAAUGAAAUAUCCGCUUCAGCAAAUUGUAUUAUUUGACACUAUCUGUUUAUGUGUAUGAUAAACAUCUCAUUGACCCUUCAAUUGUACAUUCAGCCAUUCCACCAAUUUGUCGAUAACAUCGUUAGAUCAAUAUAAGUUCAAUGGAAAUAGUGCUAUAAGUCAGGCCCUAUGUAGCUCAAUCGGUAAAGCUAUUGCCCAGCAAACUGGAAACUCUGAUUCGAUUCCUGGGCAAGCCUUCUGAUUUUUAACUCUAUUUUUCGAACAAAAAAUAUGAUCGCGAAUAAAACAAAGUUCUACACACUCUAUUGUACAUAGUACAUUGAUCAUAUUAUUAAUAGCUUUUACAUAAUGUAAACCUAUCCAUAUACUAGCCUAUGCCUACUUUUUUAGUCACUCAAUUAUCUUAAAUUAUGUAAAAUCUUAUUGGUAAAAGAAUUUUUUUUAAUAGGAUUAUACGCUAUGUUUUUGUUUUUAAUACACACACCAUAGAAAUGUCUGCACACAAUAGACAAUUUUCGAUGUAUUAAUUUAUCUAGUCUAGUGUAAAGAUAAAAAUGAAUACUAUUUAUAUAACUGGACAUAACAGAUAUAGAAUUGCACAAAUGUUUCUGUGUAUAUUUUGAAUAAUUUUAGUGCAAUAAGUUCCAAAACAUUAUUGUUAGGUAUUUAACGAUUUCCCCAUUAAAAAAUUCAGGCCAUGUAACACUAUUUUGUCCAAGGUCUUGUAAUAACUACCACAGUCCCUGCCCACAUUUAAAUUCUUUCAAAUGGUAUAUCAUAACUAAUAAACUAUAAAGUAUUUGUUUGUAAGAUAGUGAGAGCAAUACUACAUAUAAAUGAUUAGGAUGUAGUUUUUUCUCUAAAUACUAAUACUAAUUUUAUUUUAUCAUUGUUUUUCAUGUUUAAUUUAAAAAUAAUAAUAAAUUUAUAUACACAAAAAGAUUAUUUAAAAAAAAAUUUAAUAUUUUUACCAAUGUCAUAAUUGUUUUAAUUAACUAUAUUUUAUUAUAAUAAUUGUACUUAAUAUAAUGCAAGUACCAAUUAUACAGGAUAAUUAUUUUAUCAUUGAACAUAUAUUAUUUCAAAAAUUAUUAAUUUUUUUUUUUUUUAAAGAUUAAAAUAAGUUGUUUUAAAAUACCAUAUUACCAUUUUUUUGAGGAGUGAAAUGACCUACUUUUGAUUUUCAUAUGGCAAUCUGUAUUCAAAAUUUCAUAAAUAGAUGAGUAUUAGCUUAAAUAAUUUUUGGUGUUGCAACUAUUACUUCAUCUAUUUAUACAUUAUUCAAUUUAGUUUGCCAUAAGAAAAUCAAUAGUAAGUAGUAAGUAAGUAGUCAUUUGAACCCUAAAAUAAAUAAUGAUAAUGUAACAUUUUAAAACUGCUCAUUUUUUAAAUCGUCAAAAUAAAUUGUUUUCGUAAAAAGAUAAUACUUUUUGAAAUAAGAAUAUUCAACAACAAAAUAAUCCCCUGUAUACUUGUAUAUAAAUUGGUAUAAUUUAGUAGCGUUUGUCUGAUUAUUCCUUGUUUAUUUUGUUUUCAGAGAUUCCCUUGGAGAAAUGGUGACCAAACUUUGUUCCAUAAUCCUUUAUAUAAUGCUACCACCUCAGGUUAUGAAGUAGAGGAAGAAAAAUAAUAAAAUGUUUUUUCCGUUAUCUUGUAGUAAUAUCAAUUAAAUGUAAACAAAUAAAUACUGGUUUUUUUUUAAACAAUUAGUCUUCAUAAGAUUGCAAUUUACAAUGAAUAAAUAAGAACUAUCUGCAAACUAAUAAUAUUGUUUUUUUUCAAUCUAAUUAUAACUAACCUGAUAUAAAAUAAAAUUAGGUAUUGGUCUUGUUGAUGUCCACCAAGAAAGUAUUCUUCGGCCACUUAUACUCUCAUAUUUUUGAUGUUCUAAUCAUUCGUUACAAAAUGCAGGUAGCCAAAAUAAAAAUAAAUAAAUUAGUCGUAAAGAGUAAAAAAAUAUAACAUUCCGUCCUUUCCAAUAUUAACCUUGAUGGAAUGACACGUUCCAAAACUGCUAAAUCAUUUUCAUCUAAACGAAGCUAUUGAGGGUGUAUGUUGAUUUUUUUAAUUUAAUUUUUGUAAGAGAUGUAAUUUUCUAUUUUGAAUUUAACAAUAAGUACAUAAUUGUACAUGCAUAC